GCAAGGACAGAAACCGAGCAACGCGUCAGAGCCAUAGUGGAGUCGAGAGAUCCCAAACUGCUGCUACUCCUGCUGCUGCGGAACCAGGGCCCGUUUUACCGAUGGCUCAGAAGUUAUGGCUUUAUCGACGUUUGUUGCGUCAAAGCACAGAGAGCCUCAGAUAUUUGUUACGCAUCUUAUACUCACCCACUUAGCACGACGAGAACUAAGGCCGAAUCUAGCUCCUAGCUUCAAGCUCGAGUGUAAGCGACUCGAUCAGCUGGUACUACCCUCCUCCUCCGUUUCGUGACUCACGUAGGUGCGAGCGUCGGACGUUCCGCCUGUCAGCGCACCGCGAUGCGGCGAACACGCGAGCACUCCCAGGGCCCCGUGGGCCUUGCUCAACAGCAGACGAGCUUUCCGCCGUUUCAGCACACCGGCUUUCUAACGAACGUCGAUCAUUGCACAAGUAGUACAGCGAGUAGUGGCCUGGCUACUGCCGCCCUCCAUCAGCAUUACCACAGCUUGAAUCGUCAGUCGCCGUCGUCUUCACUAUACGUUGCUUCGGUACCGCGGACAAGCUCUCAUUCGCCGCGGCGUCGACGCGAAGCGGCCCCGCCGCCUUCGGCGGUGGCAUCGUGUGGCACGAGCCCGGCGGGGAGUCCCGCAAGCUUCCGCAGUGCGCGGAACCCUCGCGCCGCGGGCUCCCCUACGCGAGGCAGAAGCUCCCCCGCGUUUUCUCCGCGAUCGGCGCCGGAAAUCGUCGGCCGUGGGAUCACCAUGGGCCCGCCAGCAUCGUCGCGGCUGUCGCGCGUGCGAUGUGCGGAGCGGGUUCAGUGCGCGGAGCCCUACACCCCGCUCGUCUCGGCGAAAAGCGCGACGGAGAGUCUUUUCUCUCCGCGGUCGUCGAGCGCGGAGUCCGACGACCUUUACCCAGAUUCUCCAAUAGCAGGCUCUCCACACGACGACUUGUCGCAGCAGACGGGCCCACCUCGCAUGGCACGCCACUCGGGGGAGUCAUCUCACCCCAGAGAAUCACCUCGCCAGACGGGUGCACGCGAGCGCAGGGGUCCAGCGGGUUACAACCUCCGUGGCGACCAACGGCAGCAGCCGUACGAGUACACCCACUGCCACACGUGGCAGGCGGGGGGACGCGAGACGGGUGCGGCAGAGACGGGGCGGGGACCGCUGGCGUCCUCAGGUAGUUGCAGAACGAAUGGCCGGAAUCUGGGAGUUAGUGGGGAGAAGUUGACAGGGGUGGGGAGGAGCUUGGCAGGGUCGGGGAGAAGAGCAUCUGGACGGCUGUGCAGGAAGAUGGAGGACGAUGACGUGGAGGAUCAACGGCCAGGAAAGGGGGGUGGGUCAGGGAGGCUGCACAGGAGCAUGGAGGACGAUGACGUGGCGGACGAUGGUACGCUGCCACGUCAGCGUGCUCCAGGGGGGGUGUCACUAUCCACUGCGUAUGGCAACCCAUCACACCGCCUCGCGAGAAGAUUAGAGGAUGAUGAAAGACAGCAGGAGUGUAGCAGACGCGGCCAACCAAUCCCUCAGGCUCAGAAAACGGCGGCAAACCAGCUUCAUCGGAGCCUGGAGGACGACGAGUACUACCAGCACGGAUCUACCCGAGUGCCAGCAUCAGCCUCGCUCCACUCAGACGUUAGAGAUUGCAGAGACUCGCUCCGUGCUGGCCGUGCUGGGAGCGCUGGCAGGGUUGCUACAGGAUCCCUCUCACGGGCAGCCCAGGCAGCAGGAGCGGGCGCUGAUGGUGCUGCCAUAAGGCAGAGCAGCAGGCUGUGCAGGAGUCUGGAGCGGGAUGAGAUGGCGGCACAGGAGGCGUCCUGGCAGGAGAAGGUCGGCACUUGGCAGGUUGACGGCCUAGACUCGGCUGGCCAGCAUGGCUUGGUGGGUGGGAGGAAAAUGCCGAGCCAUAGUGCCAGGUUCGGUGAAGUGCAUGCUGAGGGUGUGACAAGUGAGGGUUGUGUGGCUGGGCGUGGAAGUGUGCGUGGUGGGCAGAGGGAAGGGGAGCAAGGGCCGGGUGUGCAGGGGAAGAGGCAGCCCAUGAGGCCGUGUCGGAGCUUGGAGGAGGAUGACAGGGAGGAUGGUAUAAUGGUUGGUGGCAAAAGCAAGUCAUCUGGGAGGUUAGAGAGAAGGCUGGAGGAUGAUGAAGAUGAUGAUGAUGAGGGCACAAACGGGGCAUCGGGAGAGCUUCAACAGCUACAUAGAAGGCUUGAACGUCAUUUGUCGGACGAUGAUGACGAUGAGGAAGAUAGGGCCGUGUACAUAAAAAGUCGAGAAAGUAACGGCCAAGUUACAAGCAAGGAAGUGAGGGGGCAUGGGCAAGCUGGAGCAGAGAAGGAUACGCAUAAGUCCAAGGGGCUGAUAAAGAGGUUAUUCAUCUUUCAGAGGGACUGAUGCUCCCUUGAAACCCUUUCCGCCAGGGUUCUCCUUGCAAAAAAUACCUGUCUGAUGGAUCGGACAAGGUUUGUGCAUUUUGUCUGAUGCACUGUUCAGGAUCAGAGAAAUCUUAAAUCCUUGUAUGAUUUUGCAGAGAAACCGAAGAAAAGUGUCUGAUUUUCCAGAUACACCAGGGAUG
Closterium sp. NIES-67 is the source of this 2572-nucleotide messenger RNA. The record is from the annotation of a GenBank genome assembly. Lineage: Eukaryota; Viridiplantae; Streptophyta; Zygnematophyceae; Desmidiales; Closteriaceae.